AAUGGGAGACAUGACGAGGCCUGGAUGAUUCUGAGACAGGUCCAUGAUACCAACUGGAAGGCCAAGGGAGAACCUGAGAGGGUAUUCACUGUGUCCAACAUCACGACUCCUAAGACCCAGGAGGAUGAGUUCAUUGAGAUCCAGAGUGACACUGGAACAUCCUUCCAGCGCUGGACUGUCAGACACACCAACCUCCUCAAACAGGUGAUGCAGAACGUGAUGUCCCUGGCAGCACCAGACCUCAGACUGCAGGGUCUGUUCCUGGCUAUCGUCUGGUUCACCAUGGCCUUCAGCUACCACGGACUGUCGGUGUGGUUCCCUGACAUGAUCAAGUACAUGCAGUAUGAGGAGUACGAGUCCAAGGUGAAACUCUUCCAUCGAGAACGAGUGGAGCGAUUCCACUUCAACUUCUCCCUGGUCAACCAGAUCCACAAAGAGGGAGAAUAUGUCCAUGACAAGUUCAUGGAUAUAGAGAUCAAGUCUGUGAAGUUUGAAGAUUCCCUGUUUGAGAACUGUUACUUUGAGGACGUCAGGUCGACCAACACGUACUUUGAGAACUGCACCAUCAAGAACACGGUCUUCUAUAACACAGACCUUUGGGAAGACUCUAAGUUUAUAGACUGUCGGAUGGAAAAUGCCACGUUUCUCCAUCCGAAGAAAGGCUGCCAUCUGAACUUCCAGGAGGAGAACGACAUCGUCAUCUACAUGGUCAGCUUCCUGGGGAGUCUAGCGACACUGCCAGGCAACAUCCUGUCAGCCCUCUUCAUGGACAAGAUAGGAAGGAUCAAAAUUAUAGGUGGUUCUAUGCUGAUAUCAGCAGUUUGUACGUUCCUCCUGCUCCUCAGCUUCAGUCAGGGGCAGUUAUAUUAUUUCAGUGCCUUUUCUACGCUACCAGCGCGGCCUGGAACGGACUGGAG
Molecule: messenger RNA, 917 nt
Organism: Oncorhynchus tshawytscha (Chinook salmon)
Lineage: Eukaryota; Metazoa; Chordata; Actinopteri; Salmoniformes; Salmonidae
Product: synaptic vesicle glycoprotein 2B-like
Exons: 7
Source: RefSeq, a predicted model, not a curated record